AUGGGGUAUGAAGGAAAAUUGGUGAAAUUAGUUGUCCAAAAAGUGUUGAAUGAGCUGAAGAAAGAGUUUGAGCUGGUUAUUCCCGAUAAUUUGGUUGGAAUUGAUAGUCAUGUGAAGAACGUUAUGGAAUUUCUAGAUAACAAUUCUAGUGCUACCCUAUUUGUUGGCAUCCAUGGAAUGGGAGGCAUUGGUAAGACAACUCUUGCUAAAACCAUCUACAACACGCUCUCCAGUAAAUUUGAGUAUUGUAGCUUCAUUGCUGAUAUUAGGGAAUCAUGCAAGCGUAAUGGCAUUGAGUACUUACAUAAUAAGUUAAUCUCGGAUAUAUUGAAGCAAAAAAAUCAAGUUUAUAGUAAGGAUGAAGGGACCAGAUUCCUCUCAUCCAAGUUUGAAGAUAAGAAAGUCCUCAUUCUUUUUGAUGAUGCGGACGAUGAUGAUCAGUUGAAGGCUUUGGUUGGAAAUCAUAAUUGGUUUUCGCCUGGAAGUAGGAUCCUUAUUACCACCAGAAACAAGGCUAUUCUUGACAAUGCUACAGUGGACUUCAACUAUGAACAUGAGGAAAUGGAUGGACCUCGCGCAUGA
Molecule: messenger RNA, 582 nt
Organism: Eucalyptus grandis
Lineage: Eukaryota; Viridiplantae; Streptophyta; Magnoliopsida; Myrtales; Myrtaceae
Product: disease resistance protein RUN1-like
Exons: 3
Coding region: 1-582 (193 amino acids)
Biological process (GO): defense response
Molecular function (GO): ADP binding
Source: RefSeq, a predicted model, not a curated record